UGGUGAUGAUGUCGCUGACCUCCUCCUCCAGGUUCCUAGCCUGAGCAACAACAACGAUCAUCAUCACCAUCAUCAUAUGAACGUCAACACCGGUUUGCAUCUUCUAACGGCAAGUGUGGGUAGCGAUCGAUCAACAGCUGAUGACGGGUCAUCUAUUAAUGAGGAAGAUAGAGAGAGUAGAGCUGAUCAGUUGUCACUGAUGCGAGCCGAGGUUGGGAAGCUGAAGGAAGAAAACCAAAGGCUAAGGAGCGUGUUAAGCCAAGUCACCGGAAACUACAACUCCUUGCACAUGCAAUUCAUCACUUUCAUGCAGCAAAAGAAUACUCAGAGACAAAUUAAUAACGACGGAAGCCCACAAGUACAGGAGGUCGACAUUGAUGAGAAAAUGGAUACAAAGAAGCAGGCAAUCAUUCCAAGACAGUUCAUGGAUCUGGGCCUCGCCUCCGUUGACGUCGACGACGGUUCUUCAAUGGAGGGUGCAGGUGGUGGUGGGAGUAGAGAGAGAUCAACCUCCCCUAGCAACAACGUCGACAUCAGCAACAUUAAUUUCGAAGGUCAAUUAGCUGAGGAUGGUAGCCUAAACAACAACGAGCUGGGCUACAAUAUUAAUAGUGGGUUUAAAAAGGAAGUAGCCAGCUCCUUUGAUCGCUCCAUCAAGUCACAAAGCAGCGGUAGUGUCGACGUUGUCUGCAGGGAGGAGAUCCGAGAGCGAUCGAAUCAAGGCUGGGGGCCUAAUAAAUCACCCAAAUUGUCUACUACUUGUAACAAUUCUGAUCAGGCUCAAGAAGCUACUAUGAGGAAAGCUCGGGUGUCGGUUAGAGCUCGAUCCGAGGCUCCCAUGAUCGCAGAUGGAUGUCAGUGGAGGAAGUAUGGGCAGAAGAUGGCGAAGGGGAAUCCAUGUCCUCGGGCUUACUACAGGUGCACUAUGGCCGCUGGCUGUCCUGUUCGCAAACAGGUUCAAAGGUGUGCGGACGACCGGACGAUCCUCAUAACAAUCCUCAAGCGCAACACAGCACCUCUCGCCAGCAGCCGUAAGCCAUGGCGUCCCCACUCGGCCGCCGCCACAUGGGCUCCUCCGCAGCAUGUCGACACCGCCCAUCAUCAACCCGAGCUUCCUCCCACACUCUCCCGCCCCUCCUCCUCUCAGACCCUGGCACCAUGCUCGCCUCCGCCCCUCCCAACCGGGACCUCGACUUCACCCAGGUCGCCCAACCUCCUCCAUCAGCAGUCCUCGUCUCAGAGACCUCCUUUCUUCUCAGUUUCAGCUAUCGGCUUUCGGUUCUGUCGCCUUCCAAUUUUCGGUCUGCAGAUGUUCCUCGUCGCCGGUGGAUCAGGUUAG
Molecule: messenger RNA, 1339 nt
Organism: Asparagus officinalis (garden asparagus)
Lineage: Eukaryota; Viridiplantae; Streptophyta; Magnoliopsida; Asparagales; Asparagaceae
Product: probable WRKY transcription factor 31
Exons: 6
Coding region: 77-1339 (420 amino acids)
Biological process (GO): regulation of DNA-templated transcription
Molecular function (GO): DNA-binding transcription factor activity; sequence-specific DNA binding
Source: RefSeq, a predicted model, not a curated record